Messenger RNA from Porites evermanni, 12589 nucleotides. NCBI's taxonomy places the organism in Eukaryota, Metazoa, Cnidaria, Anthozoa, Scleractinia, Poritidae. The record is from the annotation of a GenBank genome assembly.
AUGGCGGCUGGUCUUGAAAAUUGCCGGCAAAUUCUUCUAGACAGAUUUCCGUCAAUAGAUGGUGACCUUUUCCAGUAUGUAACAGGUAAAUGCUUAAAUUAACAUGUUUCUAUGAAACCUUGUUGUUGUCAAAGGCAAUUUUUUCUUUUCUUUGUAGGAUCCUAGUGUGCUCUGACUCAGUAAUUUACUCUGCGUUGUUUAUGACGAUCGCGCUUUGAUAAUCAUGAUAUAACCCAAUCCAUUUAUUUGAGCAGCAUAAUUUGACCCACUGUCUGUAAAUAUAACCCUGCCGGUGCGUUCAUUUAUGUAUGACGUACAUGUAUAACAAUCUUGUCCCGAAAAGAAUUUCUAUUCUCUUACUUUGAACUAAUUUAUCCAUUUCGAAUUCUCUUGCGUAUUCGAUCCCUCUCAUUCAUCUUAUGUUUACAUUCAUUUUUCUGGUAUCUUGUUAAAAAGUUUCGAAAACUAUAAAUGGUACGUGAUUUACUUAAAGAAAAAGAAAUGUUUCAAAUCGACUUGUAUUCAUUGCAUACCAUGAUAUCUCAAGAUAAUAGGUUCAGUGAUACUGAAUCAGAUGCUGGCGAAUAAGUUCUCUGGGAAAGGAAGGUCAAAGUGACAGCAGUUACAGAGAUUCUUGAUUAUUUGAUCAGGCGGUGUGAAUCAACACAAUAAUUAAUAUUAACAACCAACAAGGUGGAACGGGUAAUGUAAUUGUACUUGUAAUUUGUUUACCCACAAAACACUUUGGAGUUCUUCAGAACUCGUUUAAACAUGUCCAUGCUUUCCAGAUCAAGUUGGAAUUUGGAAGUGUGUUAUGACAUUUCGACAACCUGUGCAGUAGUCAUAUUCAGAGUCUAUUUACCACUGACGCAUUUAAUUUAUUUCUGUAGCGUUUACGUUGCAUACUUCAGUAUUGGAACUGAAAAAACAAAUGCACUUCUGUUGCUGUUUCUGAGAGGUUUCUUAAUAUCAAUACAUAUAUAAUAAAGGCACUUUUACUCCCGCUUGUCUUUGUGGUGUCCAUAUGGGCUGGGUUCCAAUGUACUUUACCUUGAAACUCACAAAACCGUGAACACCUGAAAUAUUUAUGGAAUGUUAUUGUGUUGUGAGAAAUAAGCCAAAAAUGCACAAGAUAACUAAACCGCAAGCAGCAACGGUAAUUAAUUUGUGGUUUUGAGGUUUGCUUGCAUAGCCCGAACUUUAUUGUGAUUGGCCAGUACACAAUCAACAUUCCUGAAAUUUUUAAGGUGUUCACGGUUUUCUGAGUUUGACAGUAAUAAUGGUGGGUUUCAGUUUGAGUGUUUUGUAUUCCAGUUUUGUUUUAUCUAGUUGCGCUAUCAAUAAUGAUAUUGCAGAUGUUCUUGAAAGUGGAUCUGAGGAUUUUGAGAGUGGUGAAGAGAUAUACGAUGCAGUUGGAAGCAUUUUGGCAGAAGUUGCUGGUGAUGAAGGAGAUGACAAAAUUAUUGACCUUUGUAAUCAACUUGUGGGUGCCUUAAAAGGGUAAGUGUCUUGUUAACAGUCAUCACAACAUCCUGCUUUUAAUAUUUCAAAUUUGCAAAGAGUGAGGGAGUGUGAAUUUUGCUUUGUAGUUUUAGUGAUGUACCCUAAAACUAGUUCUGUUACUUAGAGUACCGACCACUUUGAUUGAUUGUUUGAUUUUGAACAAAAUAGCUUUCCAUAAGAAACUUGCUAAGUUGAUUAUUCUGCCAUUCCCAACUUGUUAAUGAGCAUGGAAGGAAAUACAUUGACCAUUAUGACUGCAAGUUAUUGUAUUUCAAUUUCUCUUUUUAGAGAUGGCUGCGAUGGCACAGCAACAGGUCAGGGAACUCAUAAAUUACUGGAGGCUCCUGUGAAUAUGGGAGAGCUUGCAGAAAACUUACUAGGUAAGGUAAUCAUUAAAAGCUAAACAUUACAUUUGAGAAUAAAUACCUUAACCGUAUCACAAACUGUGUAGUUUCCAGGUGAAGGUUAUUGUGCUCUCAUUCACGUAAUCACUGAACUUUUCUCCCUGUCAGUAAUAUGUAUUAACCACUAUAUUACAGCAAUUAUUUAACCUAACUCACAAAACCUAAAGAACAUUUUUUUGUCAACUACUACCAUGUUCUUUCACCUUUUAGUAUUGUGUUUUUAUAUCUACCUGUAAAUUGUAGUGAACCCUGAUGAAGACACGCACAGCAUUUGGAUAGUGAAAAAAGAGUGCAACACAGUAAGCUUUAUCGUUAUGGUAGUAUAAAGUACACCCGUCAUACAUGUAUAUAUACCAUUUUAAGAAGUCAAAAAGUGUUGCACUUGGUCAUCUAGUAAAGAGAACUGUUUUAAUUUCCAAGUGACGUCUUGUUAGUUGGUAGUUUAUUCUAUUUGGGGGGUUUCAAUAAAAUAAUUAACCAGCAGGUUUGAAUAUAACAAUUGACUUUAUCAACAAGGAGCCCCUGUGUUAGUCCCCCUUUUCUAUGGGGGUCUGGAAGCAUGCUUCCCCCCCAAAUUUGGAAAUUGGAAAGCUGUAACAUGUGAUUCCCAGCAUUCUGGGGACCAGAUUGAGUACAACUGAAUACCGUCAAGAAAAUGUCGUGUUCAUUCAAGUUUCGAUUUAUCAGCCACACAAUCGACUCCUACAAGCAAUAAACAAAUGACGAUAACCAAAAUGUACAUUUUGCAUGUGAGCAAAUUCUGUGUAAACUUUUAAAGAAUUACAAGCACAAAAAAUUGACUGAACUACAGUGUUUUUAUAACAGUUAACCUUUGUGAAAACACAUAAUGACGUAUCCGUCAGAUUUUAUCAAUCCAUUUACGAUGUUGAAACUAGUUACUUCUUCUUUUGGGAAAAAAGUAGCUAACUUCUCUGAGCAAAGAAGCCUACAUGUUUUGUCGAUCGUCAGUGCGUAUUGAAACCCCUGUAUUUAUUAUUCUUAUCCAUGAGAUUAUGCUCCCAUAUCCAUGGCCAGUAAUUUCUUUCAAUGAUGUCACACUGCCCAAAGGGCAAGAGAUAUUUCUCAUUUUCCUCUGACCCUCAUGAUCAUGUGAAGUGAAGCAUUGGCAUUGCUUGUUUCAGGUUGUUGACCAGAAAAAGUUGCAGAAGGCUGAAGCUAAAAUAAAAGCAAAACAAGACAAAAGAGCACAGGAAGACCAAACUUCAAAUGAAAUCAGGGGAAGGUGUGAUGAUGGAAUUUAUAAGUUUUUAUUUUAGCUAUUGGUAGUAGUAGCUAAGGCUACUGAGACAUUGAUAUUCAAUACAGUAAUAUUAUUAUGCCAACUACUUAUAACAGGCAAAUAGACAAUGCAUCAGCCUGCCAGAGUUCCAACAAAAGAGAAAAUAAACUAGAACAAAGUGGUUCCAACAAAAGCCGCGAUGUCAGGAUAGAGAACUUUGACCUCUCUUAUGCAGACAGGUAAUGGUUUUCAGCUUGUUCAUGAAACUGUAUUGUCACUUAAGGGAAUGUUUUGAACCUAGAAAUUACAAUGUACAGUCAACUCUCUUGAAGAUAGAGACCCUUGGGACAGGCACUAAGUGUCCAUCUUAAAGAGAUUUCCAUCUUAUAGAGAGUCAAAUAAAGGGAGUAAAGAAAGCCAGGGACCAACUCUGGGUGUCCGCGUUAGUAAGAGAGAGUCAACUUAUAUAAACAGGGCCAAAAAAAAGAACUUAAACCUCAGCUUGUCCUUUCUAUGAGCAAAGUAUGUGCUGAAAACAACAAAUUGAAUAGGUUUUGAAUUUUAAUACUAAGGGUUUUAACUACUGUACCUGUAGCUUUCAGACAUUCAUUCUGUGAAUUCUAUUUCAGGGUUUUAUUAAAAGAAGCAGAAAUGUCCCUCAUCUUUGGUAGGAGAUAUGGUCUGGUUGGAAGAAAUGGAAUUGGAAAGACAACACUGAUUAAAAUGCUUUCCAGGUAAUUAUAAGAGUGACAUGAAGUAUCUCUUGUUAAAAAAGUCAGGGUUUUUAUUGAUUUGAAAGAGGACGCAGUAGCCCUAAAAGGCAGUCUUUGACAAAAAAGUUCUGCAGGAGUUCUCAUUUUCACAGACAUGUGUUUAAAGCCUUGUGUCAUUUGUAAAAGCAUCCUUUGAAAAAGAUUGUUGCUGUCUCUACAACUCCAUACACAAUAAACAGGUUGUUUAAAAGGUUUAUUUUUUCCUGCAGGCGUGAAUUAUUUGUUCCAUCACAUAUUUCUAUUUUGUGUGUUGAACAGGAGGUAAGUCAUGUAUUUUACAUUAAUGUUGAUUUUCUGUCAAAUUUAGGAUAAUUCUGGUAAUUUUUUAAGGUCCAUGGUGUUUAUUUUAAACACCACCCAUUUUUACCUUUAUUGUACUUACAACAUUUAGGUACGAGGGGAUGAGACACAAGUUCUUCAGAGUGUUUUAGAAUGUGAUACAGAGAGAAAAAAACUGUUAGAAGAAGAAAAGAAACUUCUUGCACUUACAGGACAUGGAAGGUACUCUGGAUUUUGUACUUAUUGUACUCAAACACAUUAUAAGCAGUGUUAUUUUCUCUAUGUAGGUAGCAAACCCAUUAGAAAAAGAACAUGCUUGAAAUGAUGUAGAAAUUUAGCCAAGACUAAAGGCAAAGCUUUUGUAGGGGUUUGUAAGGUCAUGUGAUUACCAAAACCAAAUUUUCAUAGCUAUGGGGCUCCACUAUAAAGCAUUGAUUCUAGUGGGACUAGGUCUGUGGGUAUAUAUAAGUCUGUGUUUAAUUGAAGGAGCCUGCUUACACAUUACUGAAAUACUAAGAUGUGAAGCCAGUGCCAAGUAUAAAACAGACAUACACAUAAGGUUGAGGUGGCCCGUGAGAACCAACUCUUAUUACAGUUACCAUUUGGUCUUGCAAGGUCCCCUAACAUGUUCAAUGUACUGGUCAAUCAUAUGUUGGAAGCAUUGCAUUUUUAAGUUGUUAUUUUGUAUUUAGAUGAUGACUGUGAUUUGUUUCAUCUUUUAUACCACUAAAUGAGAAAUUUCUGCAAUUUGAUUGGCUUAGAGCAGUAGUAUUUCAGCUUAAUUUGAAAUACCUACAUGUGAAAAUUACAAACCUUUUGCGGGUAGUGGUAUAAACAAAUAAUAGCAUGAUUUGUACGUGAUAUUUGGCAUAGAUACCACUCGUGAUAUUUCAAAAUUGUCUCAAAUUUCACUCGCCUAACGGCUCGUGAAAUUACGGAUAACAAUUUCGAAAUAUCACUCGUGGUAUUUAUGCCAAAUAUCACUACAAAUCAUGCUAUUACCUAUACUAAUUCUAAGGAAUUUAAAGGGUGUUAAAAGGGUGGUGGAAAGGACUUAAAAAAAUCUGGUUUGCUAUUGCUGUUUACCACUUGGUCUCUCCCUAGGAUACAUGUAUGAUUAUAGUUGCAGACAAUGCAAGUUUUAGCUGAUGAAGAAGUUAUGGCAUAUUUAAAUGACGUGAUUUGUCUCCACUUAAGUUCUGACUAACACUAUAUAUGUAAAAAGAGUUGAAUGGCUGUUGCAAUUGUUAAAAAUGAGUCACAAUCAGUAUCUAUAAUAAUCCCAACCUGGCACCAGAUAAACGCCUAUUGCUGUACAUCAGUCAGUGUACACAGUGAUCAUACUUCCCAGCUAAUACUGAGAAUACACAUGUGGUUAUGAUGGCUUUCAGAUGGCUGGGAAAACACUCAACAUUUUGCUUCUAGAGGACUUUCUUCCUGGUGUUAGCAGUGGUUGUGGAGUUAAAUUUGGUUACACUGUUUUUGUUUUGUUUUGUUUUUGAAUUUUUUUUUUUUUCAGCUCAAAAGCAGAUUCUACUGCUGAUGAUGCCAGCAACAAAUUGGCACAGGUAUGAAAUACAAUGUACAACCUGACCAUUAAACCCCAAGAACUGGUAAAACACAAUGUUUCCCAGUGAAAUGACAAAUACUGGUCUUUCCCUUGGAUUUGAGAAAAUUAUUCUUCACUUGUUACUUGAAUAUGCAAAUACUGUUAGUUGAGAUUUCCUUAAUGGGAAGAAAGCACACAAAUUUGAAAAGGAAGGACAAAGCUCUCUUCUGACUGGCCAUGGCAGGGUAAUUUAUCUGCAGAGACACCAUAAUCUUAAGUGGAAAGCAAUGAAAGCUCAUAAAGAAGGAUAGAAAUUUUUACCCUUGGUUAUGGUAGUUUUGAAUGUCUUACUGCCUGCUCACCAAAAUUAUCAAAAACUUAAACUUGCCAUUUUUAUAAAAUUUUUUUAAUUUGACUUGGAAAGUGGUAACAAUAAUCACUAAUAUUUUGUGAUUGUUUUCUUUGGAGGUGUAUGCAAGAAUGGAAGAAAUUGAAGCAGAUAAAGCCCCUGCAAGGUUGAUAGUAAUAAUGAAAUACUCUCCUAAUAAGUCUAAGUCUAACUGACCUUUCAGAGGUAUUUUAGUUUCUUGCUCAUGGGUUAUCACUACAUGUACUACCCUUGACCUGAUUGAGAAGUCAUUGCUGCAAACACUUGCCCAUUUAUUGAAAAACAUUUUUACCCAUUGUUUCUUUCUGCAUUUCUGUAUGUGAUAUGUUUCCCUUGUGAUUUCAACAUAUAUUUUAAGGGAGAGGAUGAUGGCAUAUUUAGAAUCUAAAGUCUAGUGGGGAUUUCUGACUUCUUAAUGACCGCUUUAAUGAAAAAACCCCUCCUGUAGUUAAAAGUUAAAUAACUAGAUAAUAGUAAUCAUUAGACAAAUAGUUAUUUUAAUUCUAUUAUUUCAGAGCCUCUAUGAUAUUGGCUGGACUGGGAUUCUCAACAAAAAUGCAGCAUCAGCAAACAAGGUGCACAGUAAUUUUGACUUCUUUACACAGUGCAACAUUGUACCGGUACAAAUUACAUAAUGGAGAGCAAUUAACUGUGGUCAAACUAGUCAAAGAAAGACUGAUGCUGGUUAUAGUUUACUUGUCCAAAGUUUAAUUCCUUACCAGUAUCCCGUUGAUUUACUACCGUAAAUCCUCUAUUUCAAGCCCAUUUGAGGGGAGGCUUAAUAGAGACAGGGGGCUUAUUUGAGAGGGAGGGCUUGUUUAAUUUAGAAAAGGCUAUGGUAUCAUUUCUCCAUAAAGAACUAGAAUACAAAGUAGAAAAGCUCAAGUACAAGAAGGUUGUAGGUCAUACAGCCGAGGAUCAGAAUCAAAUCUGAACUUCCGGUUGGUAAAUGAACCAUCCCAGAUCAGCCCACACAAAGUUUUACAAUCGUGAUAGAUUUAUAUAGUCUAUGAUUUAUUAGUGAAGAAUAAUUAGGGAAGGGGAGGGGGGGGGGGUCUUGUUAGAGGGAGGGGCUUAUUUGAGUGGGGGGUUAAUAGAGGAUUUAUGGCUAUUUCCUUUUUUGCUUGGUGUUACUUGCAGAGAACUCUCAGGUGGAUGGCGAAUGAGACUUGCCCUUGCAAGAACUUUGUUUAGUCGGUAAGAGACUUUUACACUCAAAAAUUAAAUACAUCAUUUACUAUACAUCAUAUGGUUUACUAUAGUCAUGUAUGCAAUGUGGUAGGAUUCCCUAGAAAUUUAAUUAUUUUUUUAUUCAGAUGUUAUUUGGACAUCAUAUACCAUGAGUAUUCUAUUAUUUUUUAUUCUAAACCUUAUUUUUACUUGCAGACCAGAUUUGCUUCUUCUUGAUGGUAAGAAAUCUCUUUUUUCUGCCAUUGGUUAUGUUAAAUUUGAUUUGCUUAACAAUGCUAAUGUAUCAUUUUUCAUCAUAUAGAACCUACAAAUAUGUUGGAUCUUAAAGCUGUAUUAUGGUUGGAGAAGUAUUUACUGGUGAGUUAAAUGUGUGUUGAGUUCAUAAAUAAAAAAUGUACAUGAUUUGUACGUGAUAUUUGGCAUAGAUACCACUCGUGAUAUUUCAAAAUUGUCUCAAAUUUCACUCGCCUAACGGCUCGUGAAAUUACGGAUAACAAUUUCGAAAUAUCACUCGUGGUAUUUAUGCCAAAUAUCACUACAAAUCAUGCUAUUACCUAUACUAAUUCUAAGGAAUUUAAAGGGUGUUAAAAGGGUGGUGGAAAGGACUUAAAAAAAUCUGGUUUGCUAUUGCUGUUUACCACUUGGUCUCUCCCUAGGAUACAUGUAUGAUUAUAGUUGCAGACAAUGCAAGUUUUAGCUGAUGAAGAAGUUAUGGCAUAUUUAAAUGACGUGAUUUGUCUCCACUUAAGUUCUGACUAACACUAUAUAUGUAAAAAGAGUUGAAUGGCUGUUGCAAUUGUUAAAAAUGAGUCACAAUCAGUAUCUAUAAUAAUCCCAACCUGGCACCAGAUAAACGCCUAUUGCUGUACAUCAGUCAGUGUACACAGUGAUCAUACUUCCCAGCUAAUACUGAGAAUACACAUGUGGUUAUGAUGGCUUUCAGAUGGCUGGGAAAACACUCAACAUUUUGCUUCUAGAGGACUUUCUUCCUGGUGUUAGCAGUGGUUGUGGAGUUAAAUUUGGUUACACUGUUUUUGUUUUGUUUUGUUUUUGAAUUUUUUUUUUUUUCAGCUCAAAAGCAGAUUCUACUGCUGAUGAUGCCAGCAACAAAUUGGCACAGGUAUGAAAUACAAUGUACAACCUGACCAUUAAACCCCAAGAACUGGUAAAACACAAUGUUUCCCAGUGAAAUGACAAAUACUGGUCUUUCCCUUGGAUUUGAGAAAAUUAUUCUUCACUUGUUACUUGAAUAUGCAAAUACUGUUAGUUGAGAUUUCCUUAAUGGGAAGAAAGCACACAAAUUUGAAAAGGAAGGACAAAGCUCUCUUCUGACUGGCCAUGGCAGGGUAAUUUAUCUGCAGAGACACCAUAAUCUUAAGUGGAAAGCAAUGAAAGCUCAUAAAGAAGGAUAGAAAUUUUUACCCUUGGUUAUGGUAGUUUUGAAUGUCUUACUGCCUGCUCACCAAAAUUAUCAAAAACUUAAACUUGCCAUUUUUAUAAAAUUUUUUUAAUUUGACUUGGAAAGUGGUAACAAUAAUCACUAAUAUUUUGUGAUUGUUUUCUUUGGAGGUGUAUGCAAGAAUGGAAGAAAUUGAAGCAGAUAAAGCCCCUGCAAGGUUGAUAGUAAUAAUGAAAUACUCUCCUAAUAAGUCUAAGUCUAACUGACCUUUCAGAGGUAUUUUAGUUUCUUGCUCAUGGGUUAUCACUACAUGUACUACCCUUGACCUGAUUGAGAAGUCAUUGCUGCAAACACUUGCCCAUUUAUUGAAAAACAUUUUUACCCAUUGUUUCUUUCUGCAUUUCUGUAUGUGAUAUGUUUCCCUUGUGAUUUCAACAUAUAUUUUAAGGGAGAGGAUGAUGGCAUAUUUAGAAUCUAAAGUCUAGUGGGGAUUUCUGACUUCUUAAUGACCGCUUUAAUGAAAAAACCCCUCCUGUAGUUAAAAGUUAAAUAACUAGAUAAUAGUAAUCAUUAGACAAAUAGUUAUUUUAAUUCUAUUAUUUCAGAGCCUCUAUGAUAUUGGCUGGACUGGGAUUCUCAACAAAAAUGCAGCAUCAGCAAACAAGGUGCACAAUAAUUUUGACUUCUUUACACAGUGCAACAUUGUACCGGUACAAAUUACGUAAUGGAGAGCAAUUAAUUGUGGUCAAACUAGUCAAAGAAAGACUGAUGCUGGUUAUAGUUUACUGAAUUGUCCAAAGUUUAAUUCCUUACCAGUAUCCCGUUGAUUUACUACCGUAAAUCCUCCAUUUCAAGCCCAUUUGAGGGGAGGCUUAAUAGAGACAGGGGGCUUAUUUGAGAGGGAGGGCUUGUUUAAUUUAGAAAAGGCUAUGUUAUCAUUUCUCCAUAAAGAACUAGAAUACAAAGUAGAAAAGCUCAAGUACAAGAAGGUUGUAGGUCAUACAGCCGAGGAUCAGAAUCAAAUCUGAACUUCCAGUUGGUAAAUGAACCAUCCCAGAUCAGCCCACACAAAGUUUUACAAUCGUGAUAGAUUUAUAUAGUCUAUGAUUUAUUAGUGAAGAAUAAUUAGGGAAGGGGAGGGGGGGGGGGGGUUGUUAGAGGGAGGGGCUUAUUUGAGUGGGGGGUUAAUAGAGGAUUUAUGGCUAUUUCCUUUUUUGCUUGGUGUUACUUGCAGAGAACUCUCAGGUGGAUGGCGAAUGAGACUUGCCCUUGCAAGAACUUUGUUUAGUCGGUAAGAGACUUUUACACUCAAAAAUUAAAUACAUCAUUUACUAUACAUCAUAUGGUUUACUAUAGUCAUGUAUGCAAUGUGGUAGGAUUCCCUAGAAAUUUAAUUAUUUUUUUAUUCAGAUGUUAUUUGGACAUCAUAUACCAUGAGUAUUCUAUUAUUUUUUAUUCUAAACCUUAUUUUUACUUGCAGACCAGAUUUGCUUCUUCUUGAUGGUAAGAAAUCUCUUUUUUCUGCCAUUGGUUAUGUUAAAUUUGAUUUGCUUAACAAUGCUAAUGUAUCAUUUUUCAUCAUAUAGAACCUACAAAUAUGUUGGAUCUUAAAGCUGUAUUAUGGUUGGAGAAGUAUUUACUGGUGAGUUAAAUGUGUGUUGAGUUCAUAAAUAAAAAAUGUUAAUACAUGUCUUACUGAAUUAUUUUAUGUACCAGUAAACAUGGUUUCACUGAGUCUCUAGACCACCUAUCCACUGUUAGGGCUGUCCCUGGCUGCAAACAGAAACUUAGCAAUACAAAUUUAGUAGCAUCAAGGUAUAUGAAAAAGGAAAAGGACUCACUUCUUGUCAAUGUGCAUCACUUAUAUUAAUAAUCCUGUUAGUGCUGAGCUGAGCUUCAAUGAUGUUUUUUCAAUCUUUAUUGUAAAUUGAAAAUUUAUUGUCAAAUGGAAAUUUUGUACUUUUCAACUGAGUUUCGUUCAGUCUUUCAAGGUUAAAAUCAUUAACAUUUUUUUUGUUGGCAGAAUUGGCCAUGCACUCUGCUUGUUGUGUCCCAUGACCGCACAUUUCUUGAUGCAGUUGCCACUGAUAUAAUUCACAUGCACUCACAGAGACUGGAAUCAUACAGAGGAAACUAUGAGGUAUGAUUUCUAAUGAGCAUAAUUUAUGGUUUUUGUGGAUGAUUGAAUCCUAACAAACAUGUGUUUAGUUAAGUGAAGAAAGCUGACAAACAGUACAUACAGUGGUUCCUACCACUACUGAGUCUUCAAGAUAACUGUCAUAAAUUUUUAUGAAUAAUUAAUAAUGAUUUUGGCGAAACAUAAUCAUGUAAAAACUAACAUAAUAAUGUUCCGACUUUCGGCAACAUCAUGUCACCAUUAUCAAUGAAUGGAAAUAAGGCCAAGUAGUGGCGUUCCAUCUUUACAGACAACUUAGGUCAGAACCCAAGAUCACGCAUGUUUCCAAACUGUUCAAUAAUUCAAGGAGUUUAAUCUGGCAAACUUACAUGUUACAGUGUAUGCACAUAGAGUAUAUUAAAACUGCUUGAUUUUGUUCUGUAUGAUAUGUCCAACACUAUUUGUUGUAAUUUUUUAUUUCAGAAUUUUGUCAAAACCAUGACAGAAAAGCUAACCAAUCAACAACGUGAAUAUGAGGCACAGCAAAUGCACAGACAACAUUUACAGGUUCGUCCCCUAUCAACACCUUUCAAGUUAUCACUUGUUACACUGUGUGGUAAGGUUGUGAAUGUCAACACCAGUUACUUUACUUUACUACUACUACUUUACUAAUUUUUUUCUUGACUGUAAUAUUUCAGGCCUUUGUUGAUAGAUGGAGAUAUAAUGCAAAACGAGCCUCUCUUGCACAAAGCAGACUUAAGGCACUGGAGAAACUGUAGGUUGAUAUGCAUGCACUACAAAAAAUUAUAAUAGCCUGAUAAUGGGGAAAUUUAUUACGCCUUUGAUUUUCUUAAGGCGCGUUUUCGCUUGCCUUGCCUUACCUUGGACAGUAACAGCCAGGGCUUGAAAAAUAAGUCCUGUCUAGCUGUCUGGAACAAGUAGAUUUUCUUGAUGGGUACUAAGUAACUUUAAAAGUUCACUUGCUCAAGUCAUCGUUGAACAAAAUCAUUAACUAAGACCAGCAAUAAGUUGCCCUGGUCAAGUAAAAUGGGAGAGCUGCUUACCCAAAGUACAAGCUGGAAUUCAAGAUUCUUCGAGCCCCUAGUUUGUCUGAAGGCAUGGUAAUAAGUCAAAAAGGCAAACACAUACUUGAACCUUUAGUGAAUGUAAGUCGUUAGCAACAAGAAGCAAUGCAAUAUCUUUUAAUUGAAGAACUUAGGACUUCUCAUGCGAUUAUUUUGUUUCUAUGUUAUAUCUAAGAUUUGCAAGGUCUUACAUUGUUGUUGUUUGUUUUAGGCCUGAUCUUCAGCCUGUUGUAGUUGAUCCGCCUGUCGUACUUAAGUAAGUCUAGUUUUUUGUUUGUUUGUUUAUUUGUAUUGAUUUGAUUGUGUGAUUGUUAAUUGGUUGUUGAUCCCCUGCUUACCUGUUUGCUUGUUUGAUUGAAAUGACAAGCUUAGUAAACCUAGCACUAGCAAAAAGUGUUCAGUUGUGAUAAAUUAUACUAAAAUUUAAUUUUGCAGCUUUUUUUUUCUUUAAAAAAUGAACCAUAAAAUUGAUCCUUCCCUCACAUCUGACCUCAAUAAUGCACCAGUUUCAGAAUACAACUGAAUUAGCUGCCGUAUUCAUUUCUCCUUUGGUACAAGAUAUUAGAUAUUGAUCAGUUUAUGAGUUUAUUAAUGUCUCUCGUUGUAGGUUUCCUGAAUGUGACAAGCUAUCUCCACCAGUUUUACAACUCGAUGAGGUAUAG